AUCUAUAUGUAUACCAAUGCAUACGCUGUAGGUAAACAUGACAGAGGAACUAUCGGGUGUAACGAUAGUGAUAUUUAUUGCAGCUGGAGUAUUAACAAUAUUAUUAUUGUUCAUUUUUGCAAAACGACAAAUUAUGAGAUUUGCAUUGCGAUCACGUCGCGGUCCUCAUAUUCCGAUCGGACACGAUGCGCGUAAGUCCCUCAAGAAGGAAAUCGAAAGAAGAAUAGAAGUAAUCCCAAGAAUUCAGUACGAUCCGCCACUUAUCAGCGAUCCUCGAUUUAUCGUAACUCCCCGAGGGCAAGUUCCACCCCAUUACUAUAGAUUGAAAGCUGUAGAUGAUGUUAAAAUUUUAGAAGCUGAAAUUACUAAAUAUGAUAGUUGUUUAAAAAGACAUCCAUCUGAAAAUCUGAGAGCAUAUUUACUUGCUACAUUAGCCACUCCACUGAAUGGAACUGGACAACGAUUGAUCCAUCAGUUCUGUGAUUUGUAUGAACAUGCACGUCAUGAUCCAACAGAAUUUGGAGAUGAAGAGUACCAAGUAUAUACACGUUUGUUUCUCAAGUUAAUGGACGCAGCUCGUUUAUUAAAAUCCUAUCCAAGUAGUAGGAAAUCUAGUCCGAGUCGUACGCCUAUAAAAAAGAACGUUGAAACGAAACGGAACGUGUUGGAACCGAGAAUGAAAUUACCGGAGGAUCAAAUAUUAACUGGCUCGCGACCAAACACAUUAACGGUCAUGGCUCUAGAUAAUAGCGAAACAUCUGUUUAGCAUUAUGAAAAUCGUCACAUACAUCACAUGUGACGAAAUGUUCAUUCAUUAUUGCUAAACGUCGGGUUACGUGAAACUGCAAUUAUUACGAGCAGACAAUUUAUUAUAAAAAUUGUUUGCUUCUAAAAUGUACAACUUACAAUCAGACGUUGAUGUCAGUCUUAAUAGAUAAAUAUUUAGUCCAUACCUCUUUAUAAUACGCGUUGUGUUUUAAACAUAUUAACGAUCGAUGAAACGUGAACUUACAUGUACUAGAAAUAGGGCUAGUUCUCAUAUGAUUCAACCAUUCCAUAAUCUAAGAGGCACGAUAAAAAAAUUUGUUAACUGUUGUAUGAUUCUUUUUGAACAAAAGGUCGUUCAACUAAUUACAGUAUUUUAUUAAUAAAAGUAAGCGUAAAUACCUGUGGAAUUGCAUGCCUCCAAUCCUGUCUGUUUAAAAGAACCAUCAGAGCUUCAGGAAAUAAUUGUACUCGAUCAUCUCGCGAUGAAAUCAAUAAAUCUUGUUUCAUUAACAUAUCAUUUAUACCGGACAAGCUAACGAUGGAAACAAAUAAAACAUCGCAAUAAAAUUGUACUUUAUCACAAUGAUUUUGAGACUCCAUCAAAAGUCCUUGCAUCUGAGUUGUGAAGUCUAUCACCCAGUUUAUACUGGACUUAUCAAAUCGCAUUUGAGCCUGCACUUUUUGCAUAAUCUCGAGAAAAUAAGUUUGUACGCUUUAAUAAAAGAUG
Osmia lignaria (orchard mason bee) is the source of this 1495-nucleotide messenger RNA. RefSeq names its product protein C1orf43 homolog. The record is from RefSeq and is a predicted model, not a curated record. NCBI's taxonomy places the organism in Eukaryota, Metazoa, Arthropoda, Insecta, Hymenoptera, Megachilidae.